UCGGGCUUGUCGCUAGUGGGCUUGUACAUGCUCCUGACUGGCUCAGGAGAGUCCUUCAAUGUCGGCGACUUUCUGAUGAGUAUUUCGCCACAUCAAUGGUCUUUACUGGGCAUUGCUCUCUGCGUGGGUCUGAGUGUCGGCGGAGCUGCAUGGGGAAUCUUUAUUACAGGAGCAAGUUUAGUCGGAGGAGGUGUUCGUGUCCCAAGGAUUGUCACUAAAAACUUGAUCAGUAUUAUCUUUUGCGAGGUUGUUGCUAUUUACGGUCUCAUCAUGGCAAUCGUCUUUACAGGCAAGCUUAACGACGUGCAGGACGCGACUAUUACCUCUUCAGAGACGUAUUAUAAAGGAUUUGCUUUGUUCUGGGCUGGAUUGACGACCGGACUGUGCAACUUGGUUUGUGGCGUUUCUGUGGGUAUUACUGGAAGCAGCGCUGCCUUGGCGGACGCUCAUGAUGGACAGCUCUUUGUCAAAGUAUUGGUCAUUGAAAUUUUCGGAAGUAUCGUUGGUCUCUUUGGUUUGAUUGUUGGUUUAUUGGUC
Molecule: messenger RNA, 537 nt
Organism: Lobosporangium transversale
Lineage: Eukaryota; Fungi; Mortierellomycota; Mortierellomycetes; Mortierellales; Mortierellaceae
Product: proteolipid subunit-like protein
Exons: 4
Biological process (GO): proton transmembrane transport
Cellular component (GO): proton-transporting V-type ATPase, V0 domain
Molecular function (GO): proton-transporting ATPase activity, rotational mechanism
Source: RefSeq, a predicted model, not a curated record